UCCUAUUUGAAAGUUUAAAGUUUGCAGGGGUUUACCAGUUAUUAUCAUCCUCUCAUCCCCCGCCGGCGCCCCGUCGAGCAGGAGAAGGACGGGAAGAUGAGUUUCUUGAUGAAAACGCUGACGAGGAAGCAGGAGGUCGACGACAUCAUCAGGGAUACCCUUGAUCAAGUCCUCGUCCUCCGAUUUGGUCGUGAAUCUGAUCCUGUUUGCCUCCAUCUUGACGACAUUCUUUCCAAGUCUUCUCGAGAACUAUCUAAGUUUGCUACUAUAGCUUUGGUUGAAGUAGAUGCAGAAGAGAUUCAAGUUUAUGUUAGAUAUUUCGAUAUCACCAUGAUACCAUCAACAGUAUUCUUCUUCAAUGCACAGCACAUGAAGAUGGACUCUGGGACCGCAGAUCACACUAAAUGGCUUGGAUCUUUUCACACUAAACAGGAUUUUAUUGAUGUUGUAGAGGCCAUAUUCAGAGGGGCGAUGAAAGGUAAACUGAUCGUAAACUGCCCACUGCCACAACAAAAGAUACCCCGAUUCCAGCUGCUCUUCAAAGACGUAUGACGAUCAUUUUUCUGACGAGACUAUGAGCCAGCAGCAGUCACAGUAAUUUUAAGAUGUAUUCUAAUACCUGAGCAAUCUCAUUUCGGCGCCGGUGAACGCGGAGAAGAUGAGUAUUUUCCUUCCCAAGCUUACUAUUCACUCACAAUUUCAUGAGCAGGAAACAUUUGGUUGGAUGUUGUAAUUAAGCUUGAGCUUUUGAGUUUAAUGAUAUUUACACAGUGUUUGUUUAGCAUUUAAUAAUAAUCUGAGAAGCAAUUCUAGUUUUUUAUUUA
Molecule: messenger RNA, 824 nt
Organism: Dioscorea cayenensis subsp. rotundata (Guinea yam)
Lineage: Eukaryota; Viridiplantae; Streptophyta; Magnoliopsida; Dioscoreales; Dioscoreaceae
Product: thioredoxin-like protein 4B
Exons: 5
Coding region: 97-552 (151 amino acids)
Biological process (GO): mRNA splicing, via spliceosome
Cellular component (GO): spliceosomal complex; U5 snRNP; U4/U6 x U5 tri-snRNP complex
Source: RefSeq, a predicted model, not a curated record